CACGCGCGUUGACAAAAUCUUUAGGUCUUCGUUUGUUGCUAAAGCAUGGGGCAGAGUGGCAGUAGAGAACUAGCAGAAGCGUUUGAACGUGCUACGAGUCAACUGUCGGAUUUGCAAUUGUCUGAGAUUACUUCACGAUUUAAUGAGAUUUACUCACAAGAUGGCUGUAGGGCAGGUCAUCUGCUUAACAGGGAGAACUUCUCUAAUCAUUUCCAACUGCCGGUUGUGUUGGGAGAUCGACUAUUUACAGCAUUUGACGUUAACAAAAGUGGAACAGUAUCUUUUGAAGAGUUUGUUUGCGGCCUGGCUGUCUGUUUACAUGGCACAGUAAUAGACAAAGCUGCUCUACUUUUCAAGGCCUUUAAUUUGAAUGAAGAUGAAGGAGUGAGCCAACAGGAAAUGGCCACAAUGUUGUAUGGAUCAUUAAAGUCAGCAAAAACAAUAAUGCAGUGCACAGCAGAAGGUCAAAGUGCACUUCUUCAGGGUCAGAAUGAACAAGAAAUUGUUCAAAAAAUUGUUGCAGAUGCAUUCAAGAACUGUGACAUCACAAGGACAGGAAAACUGUUACCAAUUGAGUUUGAAUAUUGGUUAAAACGAAACCCUCAGUUUAUGGACAAUAUUUUUGGUGCAAUAUUUCCCUCCACAAAUCAAUCAGCCUGUCAGAGCUCUCUAACAAUGCCAGACAGUGUCAGAGAGGCUGUGCCUUUAGACAUGGAUGAGCAGCUUCUUGUUAAGAAAGUUGACGUCACUACCAGUCUUCUUCGCUCAGAACCAAGUUUAGAGGAUAUUGUUGAUGAUUGUAACCGUGAGGAUGGUAUCACUGAGGACGAUGGUAUUGUAAAUGAGACAGUAAAAGAUAGCAUUUCAAAGGACUCUAAGACUUCACCAUCUCCUAAGCCUUCUCCAGUUUUAAGUAGAAGUUUAUCUUUAAAAUCAUCGUUAGAAAUAGUAGAUGACCACUAUGCUGAUCAUUCUUCGUGCAAAACAGAACAGGUAGUAGUUUUUACACAUGAGAUGGUUGAACAAAUGGAGCUGGUUGUUGAACCCAAUGAAAAAGACAGGAUGGAGGAGGUAUUUUCUGGUGUCAUUGAGAACAUUGAUAGUCCACUCUCUUCUCUAGCACACAAAGUUUGCUCUUUUACAUCUAAGAUAAGCAAACAGGAUGAAAUCAAGACUGCAGAAUCAACCACUUCUUCACUGUUCAGUCCAACCACAUCUUUGACCAGUGUACCACCAACUCCAGACCUGGAACCCGAAAGAAUGCACAUAGCGUGGUUACCAUCUGAACACACUCGUCAGUUGCUAAAUGCAAGAAAAACAGGAGUCAUUUUAGAUCAUCAGGUUCUAACUUUGCCAGGAUUGAGCAUUGAAGGUCCAUUGCCUGAUCCAGUUACAGAACUUCUUAAACGCUAUGGACUUGACCAAGAUGUGAGAAAGCCAAUGAUGACAGCAGACAGUGUAGUUCCUGAUCCAAGAGGUUUUCGCACUUUAGUGACUAAUGGCUGUUUCAGAUCAGCUCUUGACUUGGCAGGAAAAUUCCUUUCUGCUAAUGGACAGGGGCUUGGGAGUAGAGGCCAACCAGGAGCUUUGCAUACACACAAGACUUUACAGGUGUGGAUGUGUCGUAUAGCUCUGCUAGUCAAGCUGCAUCUAUAUAGUGUUGCUCAGACAGAGUUGGACUCAUUUGGAGAUUUUGAUCGGCCUGAUCUGUACUUUGAUUUUCAUGCUGACAUCUAUCCUGAACACCAGGGAGGAAGUCUGGUUCCAUUUUCACUUCGACUACUUUAUGCUGAACUACCACAAUAUUUGGGAAGCUAUAAUGAGUCUCUUGAUAAACUUUAUAAACUUCUACAUGUUUCUCAGAUGAUUGAAUCAAACCUUGCGUCUGGUCUUGCUGAAGAUGGUAGUCGCAUUCAGAUGUCACAUGAAGAACAGAGAGGUGAAUCACUGAAAUUAUGGAAGGCACGUUCUGUUCAAGUUAUGUAUGCUAUCGGAAACUGCCUGGUGGGAUUGAAGGACUACCACUUGGCAGUAUCUGUGUUUGAGUCUUUGUUGGAAAUGGAUCCUGACCACAAACUUGAUCUUCUCAAUGGCAUUGGACGAGUGCAUUUGCAGCUAGGAAACAUUGCAGCUGCUUGUUCCACAUUUCGUGAGGUAGAGGCAACAUGUGGCCAAGAAAAUGAAGCUAUGGUCAAGAUGAAUUUGGGCAUGGUUCAAGUUGCCUUGGCAAAGUACAAAGAAGGCCAACAAUUCUUCCAGGAAGUAUUGCUACUUCAACCUGAAAAUGCAGUUGCUGUUAACAACCUUGCUGCAUGCUUGGUAUAUCAAGGAAGAGUAAAAGAGGCAGUUACUGUUUUGGAAGAGCUGGUGUGGCGUAACCCAGCAAAGAGUCUUCAAGAAUCGGUGCUCUUUAAUUUGUGCACUGCUUAUGAGCUGGAUUCAUCACAAUCAUUUGAGAAGAAGAAGAGCAUGCUUAGUCUGGCAGCAAGUCAUCGAGGAGACAAUUUUAACACUGACUGCUUGAAAAUUGGAUUGUGAGCACACUUGGUUUGCUUUAAUGCAAAUUUGGGUCAGUGAUGGUGAGUGUGGACAUCAAUCACUUUGUUUGCUUGCAUAGAAAUUUCUUAUUAGUAAAUGAAUUGUUCUGUAAUCUUUGUUUGGUUUUGUUCUAAGUUGUACACAUUUUAUGAAAUAAGAAUACAUGUCAUUAUGUAAGU
This is a messenger RNA of Corticium candelabrum, 2717 nucleotides long. RefSeq names its product trafficking protein particle complex subunit 12-like. Gene Ontology annotation, molecular function: calcium ion binding; protein binding. Gene Ontology annotation, cellular component: Golgi apparatus; TRAPP complex. NCBI's taxonomy places the organism in Eukaryota, Metazoa, Porifera, Homoscleromorpha, Homosclerophorida, Plakinidae. The transcript has 16 exons. The coding region runs from base 46 to 2538 and encodes 830 amino acids. The record is from RefSeq and is a predicted model, not a curated record.